UAGGCAUCAACAUGCACUGGGGAUUUUUCUAUAUACAGCUGCUACUCUUGCUGACCAUCGGCGUGACCCAGGGAUCACAUUUCUCCCGCGAUGAGAGCAGUGAGGCUGACCAGACCGAGUUUAAUUUGGCCUCUACCUUGAAGGGGGGCAUCAGCAGCAAUCGUCAUCAUGCGCGUGCUCAUCUCAACUCGCAACUGUAUCCGGAGAUAACGCAGCUACCCAGUCAACAGCCAAGUGCUGGGUAUGUCUCAGCUGAUAUCGAUGAGCCGUCGGCACAUGAGAGCGGCGGCAGUGGCAUUGGCACCUUGGAUGUUCAUGUGGGUCCUGCUCCUGGCAAUCGUGUGAUUGCUCCUGGCAAUCGUGUGGUUGCUCCUGGCAAUCGUGUGGUUCCUACUGACAACCAGAACGGUGUGGCCAGUAUUUAUCCCGCUCUGCCCGUUGGAGGAGCUCCUGCGUAUCCAGCACCGACACCAGGUGUAGCUUUCCAUAUACCAAAUCCAAAUUUGUAUCCUGGUUAUCCCUAUCCGGGUCAAUACCUGCCACAGUACCCCAUAUAUCCGCAGAGAGCACCCUUUGCUGGAUAUCCCGAUUAUACAGGACCACAACCCGGAUAUCCAGGACCACAACCAGGCUAUCCAGGACCACCACCAAGCCCGCCAAACUAUCCACAUCCAAUGCCACCGCUAAGCUAUCAGAACCAACAACACUUUGCACCAUCUCAGCCACUACCAGGACAACGCGAGCACUUUGAUCACAGCUUCACCAUGAACACCGAAUACAAGGAGGAUGGUGUACACAAAGGACCUUUUGGUCUGCUCAACAAUCGCAAUGGUCAGGGCUAUGGCAGCGGUUUUGGAGGCGGUUAUAAUGGCGCCUACAAUAGGCCAGGUUACUGAAAAGAACAGAAAAAUUUAAGAAAAAAUUAAAUGUAUGGUCAUAAGUUAGGUGUAAGCUUACACACCGCGUGCCAAAUGCAGAGGCAGCUGCUUCUUGAUCCUUGUUCCUUGUUGCUUGUGGCUUGGUUCCUCAAUAAACUUGAUUUGUGCACGCCCAA
Messenger RNA from Drosophila innubila, 1054 nucleotides. Its product is annotated as calcium-binding protein P. The transcript has a single exon. Bases 12 to 896 code for a protein of 294 amino acids. The record is from RefSeq and is a predicted model, not a curated record. Lineage: Eukaryota; Metazoa; Arthropoda; Insecta; Diptera; Drosophilidae.